UAGAUUUAAUAUUCGCAUCGAUUUAACUAAGCGAAUUUUUUUUAAAACAUUUUCUUCAUUAUUAUAGCUCAUCAGUUAUGGAUAAUGUUGAUCAAACUAACAUACAGGAUGGUGUCUCAAUAGCGGCAGCUGAUAAAUUUAUUGAUAUCAACAAAUUUUAUGGCUAUCUUUAUAAAAUAAUAUUAUGUUUGUUUGAUGAUGAUAAUAUUAUUACAAAAAUUCCUGAAUCUCAAGCUACUUUGAAUGGAAUAUUGGCAAAAAUUGAAUGUAUUUUGGCAGAUAAGGAUAACUUUGAUAAGAUUAAAAAGUUUAUCCAAGACCCUCAAACUUCUUCAUUGUUUAUUCAAAAAUUCCAAAACAAAGAGGAUGAAGAAAUGAAUGAUGCUACUGGAGAUAACAUACUUAAUGAAGAACCUUUUAAUUUUACUAUUAUUAUAUCAAAUGAAAUUCAUUAUACAAAUGACAGAGUCACUAGUUUAGCAUUGAUCAAAAAGGGAAAAAUAAUUGAAGCCGAUAAACGGAUUUAUCAACAGAUCAGAUUAUUGAAUCUUAGCGAUGACUCCCCUUAUGAAACACUGAGAUCUUUUGUGGGGGAAGCGGUUGCUCCAUACUUUAAAUCCUACGUCAGGCAUUCGGACGUUGUUGAAAGGGAAUCGGAUAAAAUGGCACCUUUGGUCGAGAAAAAAAUAGCCGAAUUAGAGAUGGGCUUAUUACAUUUACAACAAAAUAUCGAGAUUCCCGAAAUUGUACUAUCAGUUCAUCCAGCUGUUAAACAGGUGCUCGAUAUUUGCAAAGCCGAGAAUAGGAAACCCAAAAUCGAAGAUUUCGACGAUAAAAUCAAUGAUUCCGCUUUUUUGAAUUCCCUGCAAAACCAAGUCAAUCGAUGGAUACGCGAGAUACAAAAGGUGACAAAAUUGGAAAAAGAUCCGUCAUCGGGCAGCGCGUUGCAAGAGAUAACCUUUUGGCUUAACAUGGAACACGCGCUCCUUAAAAUCCAAGAGAAGCGGGAAAGUUUGGAGGUCAAUUUAUCCCUCGACAUUCUUAAACAGGGAAAACGGUUUCACGCCACCGUCAGCUUCGAUACCGAUACAGGCCUCAAACAAGCUUUAGACCUGGUGGGCAAUUACAAUCUUCUAAUGCGAGAUUUCCCAAUAAACGAUCUCUUGUCGGCUCCAGACCUUGAUUCCAUAGCCAAUGCUCUAACCCAAAUAUUUAUUCACAUGAAAAAGGUGAGGAGUACUCGAUACCCGGUUAAUAGGGUAUUGAGGUUGUUGGAAGCUCUCAGCCGAGAUCUUAACAAUCAAAUCAAGAAGGUGCUCUCUUACAAACAAAAUUUACUGGGAUUGCCCUACGACGAUUUUGAAAAACUCAUGGUAUCUGCUUUGAACGUUUUCGUAACCUGGGACGAGCAUUACGAAAAGCUUUUAACACUGGUUCGAGAAAUGAACAAGAAAAAAGGCGACCCACUAAAAUUAAUCAUGCGAGUUAAUUUGAUCCACAAGAAAUUGAGUAAUCGGAUGGCUAUCUUGGAAAAAUUUCGUAAACAGCACGAACAACUGAGAACGGUUAUAUCGCGCGUUUUAAAGCAACAACCAACCGCGAGCGCCCAUUCAUUCAUGCCAAACCCAGAGCCUUCAAACGCAAUUAAUACCAAUUCGGCGAACAAUCGAUUUUUGGAUAUAUCGGAUGUCGGGGCCCUCAAAGAGAUAGCCAUAGCCUACGAUAAUGUCAAAGAUAGCAUCAUGGACCCUCUACAGGUUACUAAAGAGGCCGACGAAGCUUGGGAUAUGGCCAUGAAACGCUACGACGAAAAGAUAGACCGAAUAGAGGCCCGAAUAACAGCUCAAUUGAGAGAUCAGCUCGGCGUGGCUAAAAAUGCUAACGAAAUGUUUCGCAUCUUCUCCCGUUACAAUGCGCUCUUCGUUAGGCCACGUAUAAGAGGAGCCAUCAGGGAAUAUCAGACUCAACUCAUCCAGCACGUUAAAAAGGAUAUUGAGAAUUUGAAGGAAAAAUUUAAGAUACCUUAUAACCAAACGAAGGCCUGCAAACUUAGCGUAGUUCGAGACAUACCUCCUGUAUCCGGCCAUAUCAUAUGGGUCAGGCAGAUAGAAAGAAGGCUUGACACCUACACCAAACGCAUAGGUGAUAUUUUGGGAAAAGAUUGGGAGACCCAUUUAGAAGGGAGAAACCUUAAAGCUGAAGCGGAUGCCUUUAGGCUUAAACUACUCGAUUCAGAUUCCCUUUUUGACGAGUGGGCAUCCAGGGUUCAAAGUCGGAAUUAUACCGUUUCAGGCAGAAUUUUUAACGUAGAGAGUUCAAGGGAAUUGAUGAUGGUAAUGAAUAGGGAAUGCGAAGAUCCCAACGAAGGUUCAAUAAAUGGGCAAGGAACUGGUAGUAAUAUAAGUAUGAGUAGUGGGACUGCCGUGGAUGUUAGCAGUGGUGUUGUGUUUCGCUACAAACUUAAGGUCAACUUCUUGCCAGAAAUCAUCACAUUGGCUAAAGAGGUCAGAAACUUAAAAAGUUUAGGCUAUAGAAUUUCGGUCGCUAUAAUGACUAACGCCAAUAAAGCUAGUCAAGCUUAUCCGUUGGCAAUAUCCUUAAUGGAGAACGUUAGAGCCUACGAACAAACUUGUGCCAAAAUUGGCAAAGAAGACUCUAAUUUUGAACUCUUAGCUGCUAAGCUUAGGAAAGAUGCACAAACCAAAAUCUCGGAAGGAAUUGGUUUAUUAUGGGAUUCAUUCAAAUUGGAAGGAUACGUUCCUCAAUUUUCUGACACUGUAUUCUUUUUUCAGGAAAAGGUGGACGAACUGAUAGAAAUAUACGAAAAAAUAGGAGACGAUCUCAGAUCUCUCGAAACUUGUCCCUUUAACCAGCAAAUUUUUGCCGAGAAAGUAGACAGCAUUCAAAGAUCAGUAGAUAAUCUAUCUCUCAAACAAUUCUCCAACUUGCCAUGUUGGAUAGGUAGACUUGACGGUGAUAUAGGGAAGCGUUUGGCGUUUAGGCUCCAGGAAGGCAUAAAGGCGUGGACGGAACGAUUAAUAAAAGGGGAAGAAGGAACAUCUAACAACAGUAAUUUUAGAGAUAGUAAAUCACCGCAGAAUAGGCAGGGUCGAGCCAACACUCACAUCCGGGGUGACAUAAAGACUCGAGAUCAAAUCAGGGCAGAUGAUGCUGACACCGAUGAUAACAUAGACGAGAUGAUAGAUAAUUUUAGCGCCAAUAUGUCCAAGAAUGCAAAAAUUGACCUAGAAUCUAAAAGCAUUAAUAAUAAUUACGCCCAGCAGGAUCAUAAUACCGGUUACAAUAAAAUAAGGCGUAAUACUCAAGGAACAAAGACCCAAUCAGUCCAUUUCAAAGCUCUAAUAGCAUGUCCAGGUGGAGAGCCAAAAAUUAUGCCUUUGAUUCACGAAUUUCGCAUAUCGAAUCAAGUCAUUUAUCUAAAUCCGCCUAUAGAAGACGCUCGUGAAAAAUUGUUGGAACAGUUUUUUUCUUACAUAGGAAUCGUUUUAUCGCUACCUAGAGUCACAAGCAGCCGAUACAAUUACGAAUAUACAACGGUAUCCGAUAUAUUCCACAAGCCAUUUCACGAAAAUUACCAAAAUCUACUCUCACAACUUCCGGAAGGGCCCACCGUCAUUCAAACUUGUUACCAAGCACAAGAAUCGGUCCUUAACAAGGUGAAAGUAUACGUGGAUCAAUGGUUUAGGUACCAAUCACUAUGGGAUUUACAAUCGGAACGCCUGUACGAUAAACUCGGACAAGAUCUGCCCACUUGGAUAGAUUGCUUAAUCGAUAUAAGACGUACCAGAGAAACGUUUGACACGACUGACACGAAUAAAAAAUUUGGACCUAUAGUAAUCGAAUUUGGUAAAGUUCAAUCCAAAGUUACUCUCAAAUACGAUUCAUGGCACAAGGAGGUUCUUUCUAAAUUUGGCCUUCUGCUUAAUCAAGAAAUGCAAUCCCUUUAUUCUACUAUAUCUAAGGCGCGCGUAGAAUUAGAACAAAAGCACCUGGACGGUUCCACGUCGACCUCUCAAGCCGUAUCCUUGGUAACGUACGUUCAGACUCUCAAGUCAAGAGUUAAGGCCUGGGAAAGGAGGGUUAACGAAGAAUUUAAGGAAGGUCAACUCGUGUUGGAAAAGCAUAGAUUUACAUUUCCCAACGAUUGGUUGCAUCUGGAACAAGUCGAAGGGGAAUGGAAUGCCUUCCGGCAAAUUCUUGAGCGGAAAAGUGGCGUCAUACAAAAUCAGGUGGCUCACCUCCAAACCAAAAUUUUGGCCGAGGAUUCUGCUGUAUCAAAACGCUGCGACGAUUUGAUCAACGAAUGGGAAAUCUGUAAACCCGUAGACGGCUCAUUACUUCCCGACUCUGCUCUCAAAACGCUCAAUCUCAUGGAAGCUAAGUUCAAUGAAUCUCUUAAGGAGAAAUCCAAUAUAACUAGGGCUAAAGAGGCUCUCGGACUUUCAGAUAAUGACAUGCUCUCAGCCUCGGGGAAAGAUAAAACUAAAUUUUCCUUGGAAGAAUUGCAGGAUUUGAAAGGGGUUUGGAUAGAGUUGAAGAAAAUAUGGGAACAAUUGGAAGCUUUGAAAGAAACGUCCUGGGCGUCUGUCCAACCUCGCAAGGUGAGACAAAGUUUGGAUUCUCUUUCCUCAUCUCUUAAAUCCUUGCCCACUCAUUUGAGGCAAUAUUCGGCCUACGAAUAUGUGAAAAGACUCAUACAAUCCUACUCAAGGGCCAACGUGCUCAUCGUGGAGCUUAAAUCGGACGCUAUUAAGGAGAGGCAUUGGAAAAGACUGGCCAGAAAACUGCAACCUUCCUCGUUACAAGCUAAAUCUCAACACAAGCAGGAUCAGGGUUCAAUUCUACAAGCUUUAAAUCAUCACCAGGGUUACAACGUUAAAAGUCCUUUCGAAUCAUUAUUAUGCUUUGGUAUGGGCGGUUCCGGCUCUGGUUUUGGAAACGAAUUGACGCUGGGUCAUGUGUGGGACUUAGAUCUCGUAAGGAACGAAAAAGAUAUCAAGGACGUUAUCUUGGUUGCCCAGGGGGAGAUGGCUUUGGAACAAUUUUUAGUUCAGGUGCGAGAAACAUGGCAAAAUUAUGAGUUAGAUAUGGUAAAUUACCAGAACAAAUGUCGCCUUAUACGCGGAUGGGAUGACCUUUUCAACAAAUUGAAAGAGCAUAUCAAUAGUUUAGCCGCCAUGAAACUUUCUCCUUAUUUUAAGGAAUUUGAAGAAGACGCCAUAUCUUGGGAAGAUAAAUUGAAUCGUCUGAAUUCGCUUUUCGAUAUUUGGAUAGAUGUUCAAAGGAAAUGGGUUUACCUGGAAGCCAUAUUUACCGGUAGUAACGACAUCAAAAAUCUUUUGCCGAAUGAAACAUCUCGAUUCCAGAGCAUAAGUUCCGAAUUCUCCAACUUACUUAAAAGAGUGUCCAAAUCACCUCUAGUUUUAGAUGUACUAAAUAUUCCCGGGAUACAAAGGUCGCUGGAAAGAUUGUCAGACUUCUUAUGCAAAAUACAGAAAGCCCUUGGCGAAUAUCUGGAAAGAAAAAGAACUUCCUUUCCUAGGUUUUACUUCAUAGGCGAUGAGGACUUACUCGAGAUCAUAGGCAACGGCAAAAACCUCCCUAAAUUGCAAAAACAUUUUAAAAAGAUGUUUGCCGGCAUCUCCUCUUUGAUUUAUGAAUCCGCAUCAGAAUUGGAGACCUCCCAAACCUCCGCCAUUUACAGGCUAACUGGUUUAUGUUCGAAAGAAGGUGAAAAGGUUAUGUUGACUCGACCUUUGGAACUAAGGGAAGAAACUAUGGGGAAAGUAAACGAAUGGUUGGCUACGCUCGAAAAUGAAAUCAAACUAACCCUAGCCGAGACGUUGGCAAAUUCUGUGACUAGUGUGAGGGGAGGAGAAGGCCCUUACUUCUUCAGGGAAGCUAAGGAAUCGGAGGCCAAAGGGGAUAGUGACGAGGCUCUUUUGAAUUGGAUCGACAAAUACCAAGCACAAAUCAUAAUUCUUACCCUCCAAAUAAUUUGGACCGAAACUAUAGAAAACUCAUUCAACACUGAAUUAACUUAUUUUUCAAAAUCUCAAAAUAAACCUACACCACCCACGCUUCAAAACGUGUUACAGAAUAUAGAUAAAACUUUGGCAAAACUAGCCGAUUUCGUGCUCAGAGAUCAGCCAACUCUGAGACGUAGGAAAAUGGAGCACAUGAUAACCGAAUUGGUCCACAAAAGGGAUUUAACACGUGAAUUAAUUAUCAAUAAAGUUGAUUCAAUCGAUUCUUUUGAUUGGUUGAAACAUAUGCGUUUUUAUUUUGCACCGACAAACGGAGGAGAUAAACGUUUACCAGAAGAAGGGGCUAGGAAUAAGGAUAUGCCUUCCAAAAUUAUCGCCGAGUCGUUAUUACUAGAUAGCCUAGUUAUAGAAAUAUCGACAGCGAGAUUCAGUUAUGGUUGGGAAUAUUUAGGCUUCCAGGAAAAGCUGGUUCAAACCCCACUCACCGACAAAUGCUAUUUGGCUAUGACCCAGGCGCUCGAAGCUAGGCUAGGCGGAUCGCCGUUCGGUCCAGCCGGAACUGGUAAAACGGAAUCCGUUAAAGCACUAGGUCAUGCCCUAGGACGCUUUGUACUCGUAUUCAAUUGCGAUGAAACUUUUGAUUUUCAGGCAAUGGGAAGAAUAUUCAUAGGCUUGUGUCAGGUUGGAGCUUGGGGUUGUUUUGACGAAUUUAAUAGAUUGGAAGAACGAAUUUUGUCCGCCAUCUCGCAACAAAUUCAGACCAUUCAAAUGGCAUUAAAGGAGCUUGCCAACCAAAAUACCAACCAAAACAACAAUCAACCAAUUAGUAUAGAACUGGUGGGUAAAUCCGUGACUAUAAAUCCGCACAUGGCUAUAUUCGUCACUAUGAAUCCCGGUUACGCUGGUCGUUCCAAUUUGCCGGAUAAUCUCAAGAAAUUAUUCCGGAGGUUGGCUAUGACCACACCAGACGUGCAUCUCAUAUCGGAAGUUCUCCUAUUUUCUCAAGGUUUUAGGAAGGCCGAACAAUUAGCUCGCAAAGUAGUUCCUUUAUUUAAAUUAUGCGCCGAACAGCUAUCAAAUCAAACCCAUUAUGAUUUCGGGCUUAGGGCCCUUAAAAGCGUUUUGACUAGUGCGGGUAACAUAAAACGAGAGCGUAUAAAGUGCUGUGUUCAAGACUCGCAGGAUUUAGGGUCUAUCACUGCUGGGAUGAGUGAAGACCAAUUAGCCCAGAACGAAAAGGAAAUUCUGAUACAAAGCGUAUGCGAAACCUUAAUACCUAAAUUGGUAUCUGAAGAUAUACCGCUCCUUAAAGAUCUAUUGAGAGACGUUUUUCCCGGCGUAAGCUAUGAACCUGUCCCGGUUCACAAAUUAAAAUCGAACCUUGUCGAAGUGUGCCGAAGGAACCACCUUGCCUUUCAUCAAAAUUUAACCUCCAAUGAAAAUAAUAUCCAAAAUAAUUUGUUGGACGAAGAUGACAAGUACACCGACAAUACAUCAUCUUCAUGCAACUGGGCCGACAAAGUCAUCCAACUUUACCAUCUGACUCAAUUACAUCACGGUAUAAUGCUCGUAGGCCCUAGCGGUAGCGGCAAAACAACUGCAUGGAGAACCCUUUUUUCAGCCCUGGAAAAUUUAAAUCCCAGCUCUAAAACCAUAUCAAAAUCCUCCGAAGGUAAUGACAAUUUUGAUAAUUCUGCUCAAAAUGGCGAUGAUAAUUCUAACCAUGUCGAAAGUUUGAGUAUUUUUGGAGGCGAAGGAUGUGCCCAUGUAAUUGAUCCCAAAGCUGUUAGUAAAGAAGCACUUUAUGGAACCUUGGAUCCAAACACGAGGGAAUGGACAGAUGGGUUAUUCACAGGGAUACUCAGAAAGAUAAUAGACAACGUACGGGGCGAAAUAAACAAAAGACAAUGGAUAGUGUUCGAUGGGGACGUGGACCCGGAGUGGGUAGAAAAUCUGAAUAGCGUUUUGGAUGAUAACAAACUUUUGACCCUUCCAAAUGGAGAACGACUUAAUAUACCGCCAAAUGUAAGAAUAAUUUUCGAAGUUCAAGAUCUUAAAUAUGCUACUAUGGCCACCGUUUCCCGUUGCGGAAUGAUAUGGUUCAGUGAACGUGUCCUAACAGAUCGCAUGAUUUACUUUAAUUACCUGGAAAAACUGAGAUCUGGCUCUGCCGAUUUAUCUACUAAUUUUGACACCGCGUCAACCAAUUCAAAAAUCUUUUCGAAUACUCUCCUUUCGGCAAAUUCACCAUCUUCUGAAACCAAUAACAUUGACAUAAGAAGAGCGCCCGCUUACAAUAACGCGAAUGGUGUGGGCUCAACUGGGAGCGGUGUAGAUUCGGGGUUAGGGGGUGAUUUUAGCGAGAACGAAGUUUCGGCCAUUGCUAAACAAGUGCAAACAUCGGUUGCCAAAAUACUAGAGCUUUAUUUUACUCCGAACGGGAUGGUUUCCAAGGCUCUUGAAUACGCGAAAACGCUAGAACACAUCAUGGAUUUUACACGUUUACGAGCCCUUAAUUCUUUGUUUUCCCUGUUGAAUCAGGGAGUCAGGAAUAUCGUUAACUAUCAACUGGCCCAUCCAGAUUUCCCUAUGAACAUGGACGCUAUUGAAAGAUAUACUCAGAGUUAUUUGAUAUAUUCUCUCUUAUGGUCUUUUGCUGGGGAUUCAAAACUAAAAUGCAAAGAAGAUUUGGGAGAAUUUAUUCAAAGCAUUACGACCAUUCCUCUUCCUAAUAAAGCUAACUCGUCUAUCAUUGAUUAUGAGUUAAAUACUCACGGUGAAUGGGUUGCCUGGUCUCUGCGAGUGCCCAACCUCGAAAUAGAUACUCACAAGGUGGCCAACCCGGAUUGCGUUAUACCGACGGUUGAUACUGCCAGACACGAGUCCCUUCUAUACACUUGGCUGGCCGAACACAAGCCCAUCAUUCUUUGUGGGCCACCAGGUAGCGGUAAGACUAUGACCCUAUUCAACGCUCUCAGAUCCUUGAACAAUGAUAUGGAGGUAAUCGGUCUCAAUUUUUCGAGUGCUACAACCCCCGAACUUUUGUUAAAAACAUUGGACCAUUACUGCGAGUAUCGUAAGACAUCUUACGGCAUGGUUUUAUCUCCCAUUCAAUACAACAAAUGGCUUGUGCUAUUUUGUGAUGAAAUUAACUUGCCCGAUAUGGAUAAAUAUGGCACUCAAAGGGUCAUUUCUUUCCUUAGACAAAUAUUAGAGCACGGUGGCUUUUACAAAACAACUACCAAUAACGAACAAAUCUGGGUUAAAACGGAACGCAUUCAAUUCGUUGGCGCUUGUAAUCCGCCCACAGAUCCUGGACGGAAACCUUUGUCACAUAGACUUUUGCGACAUAUACCGGUUAUAUACGUAGAUUAUCCUGGCUCGGCUUCUUUGUUUCAAAUAUAUAAUACCUUUAACAAGGCUAUGUUGAAAUUGAUGCCCAGUUUACGAUCUUAUUCCGAACCUCUCACCAACGCUAUGAUAGAAUUCUACCUAACUUUCCAAGAUAAUUUUACACAAGACAUGCAGCCUCAUUACAUAUUUAGCCCUAGAGAACUGACCAGAUGGGUUAGGGGGAUAUACGAAGCUAUUAAACCUUUGGAAAAUUUAUCACUGGAUGGUUUGGUCAGAUUAUGGGCUCACGAAGGAUUACGAUUAUUUCAAGACAGAUUAGUUAAUCCCGAAGAACGCGUAUGGACCGAUGAAACGUUAGAUACGGUUGCCUUGAAACAUUUCCCUACGAUUAGUAGAGAAACUCUCAAAAGACCUAUUCUCUACAGCAAUUGGUUGAGCAAAGAUUACAUACCUGUCAAUUUAGAGGAGUUGAGGCAAUAUACCAAGGCUAGAUUAAAAAUUUUCUACGAAGAAGAAUUAGACGUGCAAUUGGUCUUAUACGAUGAUGUUUUCGAUCACGUGUUAAGAAUAGACAGGGUAUUUAGACAACCACAGGGUCAUGUGUUAUUAAUAGGAAUUAGUGGAUCAGGCAAGACAACUCUAUCGCGUUUUGUGGCCUGGAUGAAUGGAUUGAGCAUAUUUCAAAUCAAGGUUCACAAUAAAUACAGGGCUGAAGACUUCGACGAAGACUUGCGGAAUAUCUUGAAGCGUGCUGGUUGCAAGGGCGAAAAAAUAACAUUUAUCAUGGACGAAUCUAACGUUCUUGAUUCUUCAUUCCUUGAGAGAAUAAAUACUCUGUUGGCUAAUGGGGAGGUUCCAGGUCUAUUUGAAGGCGACCUUUAUUCUGCUUUGAUGACCCAAUGCAAAGAGGGAUCUCAGAGAGAAGGACUUAUGCUAGAUUCAAACGAAGAGUUAUACAAGUGGUUCACAAAUCAAGUAAUGAGAAAUCUCCAUGUAGUGUUUACCAUGAACCCAUCUUCCCAAGGCUUAAAAGAAAGAUCUUCAACAUCUCCUGCUCUUUUCAACCGUUGCGUCAUAAAUUGGUUCGGGGAUUGGUCUAACUUAACUCUGUUUCAAGUUGGAAAGGAAUUGACCAUAAGACUCGAUUUGGAUAAUCCUGAAUAUCAACCUCCCCCAGGCGUGCCUCUUAUGGUCGCUUCCGAUAAUUUGCCAUUAAAUUCUACCUUAACCUAUAGAGAUGCUCUCAUAAAUUCUUUCGUCUACGUUCACCAAACUUUACACCAAGCCAAUGAAAGGCUCAUUAAACGACAAGGGAGGAGUAUUUACAUAACUCCUCGUCAUUAUUUGGACUUCAUCAUACAUUACGUUAAAUUAUACCACGAAAAACGUUCGGACCUAGAGGACGAACAGCUCCACUUGAACGUGGGUUUGCACAAAAUAAGGGACACGGUUGAACAGGUGGAAGAAUUACAAAAAUCCCUGGCACUCAAAAGACAGGAAUUGGAAACCAAAAAUGCCAUGGCUAACGCAAAACUCAAAGAUAUGAUCAAAGAUCAACAAGAAGCAGAAAUGAGGAAAUCCACGUCACAACAGAUUCAAUCCAAACUGAUAGAACAAGAAAAACUGAUACACGAAAAGAAACAAAUGGCAAUCAAUGAAUUGGCUCAAGUUGAACCAGCUGUCAUCGAAGCGCAACAGGCUGUAAAGGGUAUUAGAAAGCAGCCCUUAGUCGAAGUUAGGUCUAUGGCGAAUCCACCAUUGGCAGUGAAGAUGGCUAUGGAGUCCAUAUGCUUGCUACUAGGAGAAAAUUAUUCGGAUUGGAAAGCCAUCAGAGGAGUUAUCAUGAAAGAUAAUUUUAUUCCCAUGAUACUUAAUUUUUCGACCGACGAUAUUAGCGAAUUUACUCGAAUCAAAUUUAUAAACACCUACCUGAAUAACCCGGACUACAAUUACGAGAAAAUCGCGAGGGCGAGUCAAGCUUGUGGUCCGUUAGUUAAAUGGGCUAUAGCUCAGAUCAAUUAUGCCGAUAUGCUGCAAAAAGUUGAUCCACUUCGGAACGAACUGAAGAAGCUCGAGAAAGAUGCUGAAGAAAACAGGCUUAAAGCUAACAAGAUAGAUGACACGAUACAAUUGUUGGAAAAAUCUAUAGCGAAUUACAAAGAGGAAUACGCUGUUCUCAUAUCCCAGGCUCAAUCUAUUAAACACGACUUAGAGACUGUUCAAACCAAGGUGGACCGUAGCGUAGCUCUACUAUCUAACUUGGAAUCGGAACGCAGUCGGUGGGACAGCGGGACUCGAGCUUUCCGAUCUCGUCUGGCUACUCUUCCUGGCGAUUCUUUGAUGAACGCCGCCUUUUUAGCUUAUGCCGGAUAUUUUGAUCAAGCCGAACGAGCCAGAGUUCGGGGCCAAUGGGCUCGGCAUUUGAGACGAUCUGGAAUAGAAUUUGAUAACAACGAAGAAGACAGUUUCAAAAACGUGGCAAAUACGAUUGGAGGUGUAGAGUCUAUCGAUUUAGCAGCAAAUAAUGCUAUCGAAGAAAUGGACGAUUUGUGCAUCGAGAACGCGGUCAUGUUAAAAAGGUGCAUGGCCGGUAGCACAGUUGGCGCUAAUAACACUCGAUACCCGCUCAUUAUCGAUCCGUCUGGCAAAGCGCUCGAUUUCAUAGCCAACGAAUACGUCGGCGGUGAUAGGAAAAUAACCAAAACUAGUUUCUUGGACGAUUCUUUUCGAAAAAACCUUGAGAGUGCUUUGAGGUUCGGCAAUCCAUUGUUAGUUCAAGAUGUGGAAAAUUAUGAUCCCAUUCUUAAUCCAGUGCUUAACAGGGAAAUAAGAAAAACUGGCGGAAGAGUCCUAAUAACGCUGGGCGAUCAAGAUAUCGAUUUAUCCCCUUCUUUCACUAUAUUUCUGUCUACUAGGGAUCCCAGCGCCGAAUUUUCGCCCGAUUUGUGUUCCAGGGUAAGCCUAAUCAAUUUUACUCUAACUAAAUCGAGUCUGCAAGCUCAAUGUCUAAACAGGGUUCUCAAAGCUGAACGUCCAGAUAUCGAUACCAAGAGAUCGGAUUUACUUAAAUUGCAAGGCGAGUUCAAACUCCGGCUUAGACACCUAGAAAAAAAUUUGUUGCGCGUGUUAAAUGACGCCAAAGGGAAGAGUAUAUUAGAUGACGAUAGUGUUAUAACUACCCUGGAAAGUCUCAAGAAAGAGGCCGAUGAGAUAACAUCCAAAAUGGAACUCACAAAAGAUACCAUGAAAGAAAUAGAGAGGGUCAGUUCCCUCUAUACCCCCUUAGCUAUGGCAUGCUCUACCGUUUACUUUACCAUGGAGGCACUUUGUAAGAUUCACUUCUUGUACCAAUACUCUUUGCAGUUUUUUAUGGGUAUAUUCCACCACGUUUUGUACUGUAAUUUGGAAUUGAAACAAAUCAAAGAUCCAGACGUCAGAUUAGAUCUCAUAAUAAAACAAUUUUUCAACACCAUUUAUGUGAGGGUCAGUCGAGGAAUGCUUUAUCAGGAUAAAAUUAUAUUUGCAUUUUUCUUAUGCAGGACAUACAUAAACGGAUUUUUGCCGAAAGAACCCGAUUACAACGAAGAAUUCGAAUUUUUGAUCCACAAAAAAGAUAGAGUUAUGUACGAGCCUUCACAAAAUAUUACUCACCUCCUAAACAAGGGUCAUCUAAAUACAUCUCAAGCGGAAAGUUUGAGUAAACUUUGUAAAUUGCCCCAAUUUGAAAGUCUACCGAACAUACUAAUUGAUCCAGAGAAAGGAUCUGAACUACUGAAAUGGAUCAAGGAUACCGACAUCAACUUGAAAAAUAUUCCGCAGUCAUUCUACAGCAAUUCUAACAAAAAUAUACAAAACAUUAAAAGUUUGAGGCCCAUAGGGAAAUCGAUAGAAAAUCUUUUGCUCCUCCAGGCUUUCCAUCCGGAUAAAUUAUCGGAUGGCUAUCACAAUCUGAUAGAGACAGUCUUCGGGACCGAUUUUGAAGCACGAGCCGACGCCGAACUAGAUUUAGCCGAGAUUAUAGAGAAAGAGACCGAUUCCAAAACUCAUAUAAUGUUUUGUUCGGUUCCGGGUUUUGACGCGAGCUCACGUAUCGAUACUUUGGCCUCGGAAUUGAAGAAACCAUUGACCUCAAUUGCUAUAGGUUCUUCUGAAGGCUUUAUCUCAGCCGAAAAGACUAUAAACCAAUCAUGCAAGACUGGUCGUUGGGUACUUUUGAAAAACGUACACUUAACACCUCAUUGGUUAGUGCACUUAGAGAAAAAACUACAUACCCUCAAUCAGCCGCAUCCAGAUUUCAGACUGUUUUUGACUAUGGAAAUAAAUCCCAAGAUACCCAUCACUCUCCUCCGAUCCGGCCUUCUCCUCACCUUCGAACCUCCCCCGGGUCUUCGUGCCUCCUUGUCUAGAACCCUUCUUCCAUCAUCACAUUCCUUCUCUUCCAUACAUCCCAAUUCGAUCUCAUCUAAUCCCCCCAAAGAGAGGGCUAGGGUAAGAUUCUUGAUUGCUUGGUGGCAUGCCUUGGCCUUGGAAAGGUUAGCUUACGUACCUUUAGGCUGGGCAGCUAAACACGACUUAGAUGAUUCGGACUUAGCCUCUGCUCUCACCACGGCCGAUAGAUGGGUUGAUUUCGUGGCACAGCUUCCUAAUAAUGAAGGGAACGAGAGAAGGAUCUCAAAGAGUGGCGGAGGCAAAGUUUUAUGUCGAAACAAUGUGGAUCCCGCAAAACUACCUUGGAAAGCUAUCAAGGUGCUUUUAGCUAAAUGCGAUUAUGGGGCCAAGAUUGAUAACGAGUUUGAUAGGCGGCUGUUAUGGUCGUUUCUUGGCAAAAUCUUUGACCCCUCCAGUUUCGAAGACAAUUUCAUAUUGGUAGAUCGUCGGAAUUUGUUAUUAGAUAAGUGCCACGAAACAAGCAACAAAAAUUACGAUUCUGAAAUCAACGAUAAGAUAGUGACCCUUCCCGAGGGACUAAACACAGAUCAACAAUUUUACGAGUGGACUCAUACUCAUAUACCAGCCAGAGCGGAUCCGACUUGGUUAGGUCUACCGCUACAAGCCGAAACGGUUUUGAAGAUUAGGGGAGGUCAGGAUAUAACGCGCAAGUUAGGCGAAGUAGAAAGAGAAACAGGUUCUUUACUUACUAGAAGGUUCGGAUUAGCCAGGAAUGAUAAAUCUAAGGAAGAAGAUGAAGCCGAUAUAACUUUGCAACAAGAUGAAGAAAAUGACAAUGACAAAAAUACUCAACGAGAAUUGAAAUUGACACAUAAAGAUCCUAUUGAGACCACCCCCAAAUGGAUGAAAGCAUUGCGCGAAAAUGUAUCAACUUGGUUAGACAUCUUAAAUUCGAUUGAAGCUAUAUCAUAUCCACAUGACAGAGGGGGAAUUAGAAAAGAUCCACUUUUUCGAUACGCCGAAAGAGAAGUUAAAUUUGGAACUCAGCUUCUCAACGAUAUCCUAAAAGAUUUACACGAAAUAUCGGCUUUAUGCAGGAAUCAAAAGAAGCUGACUAAUCGAUUGAGAGCCUUGACUGGUGAUUUGAUCAAAGGUCAUGUUCCUUUGGAUUGGUUCAGAUAUAAAUCUUUUGCUUCCCAGGCUGAUUCAACAAUAAAUCACUGGAUCAUGGAUUUCAGUCUAAGGAUGAAAAAAUUAGGAAAUUAUUGCGAGACCUUGGAUCGAAAUAGUAGUGGGCAUCUAGCUGAUUCUCAAAAUCCCAUUUGGCUUGGAGGUCUAUUUAAUCCAGAAGCUUUUAUCACGGCUACGAGACAAUAUAGUGCUCGUAAAAACUCAUGGUCAUUGGAAGAACUUGUUAUGGAUAUGACAAUAUAUGAUGGACAUGACUCGAUGAAAAAUGCUGAUUAUAAAGAAUGCGUUUUUUAUAUAACUGGUUUAAAAUUACAAGGAGCCCGAUCACGAGAAAACAAAUUAGAAUUAGUUUCUCAUAUGAACACCGAUUUGCCUCUCAUUUCGAUUACAUGGAACCACAACUCAUCAGCUUUGGUCACUAUAGAUACCGAGGAAAUGAUGAAUAAAGACAUGUUUACUAUAAAACUACCACUUUACCUAAAUCAAACUCGUAAUGAGAUCUUAUUCGAUGUUGAAAUGAAAACAAAGGCACCUGAAAAUGAUCCAUCUCUUUUCUAUGAACGUGGAGUCGCAUUUAUUUGUUCUUAAAUGUAGCCAUUAUUUACUCGUCUGCUUUUUUUAUGCACUGUUAGUUUGUUCAAUAUUACUAUAAUUGUGAUAUAUUUUAAUAGUGUAGCCUAUUAAGAUGAAUAUUAUUUAUUAAAUAGCAAAUUAAUAUUAGCUUUAUAUUAUUUUGUGAUUAUAAUAUUAUACAAGAACCUCACGAUAUGUUAUUUAAUAUAUUUAUGGCUUUAUGUAA
This is a messenger RNA of Gordionus sp. m RMFG-2023, 15741 nucleotides long. Its product is annotated as dynein heavy chain, cytoplasmic-like. Lineage: Eukaryota; Metazoa; Nematomorpha; Gordioida; Chordodea; Parachordodidae. Bases 78 to 15530 code for a protein of 5150 amino acids. The record is from RefSeq and is a predicted model, not a curated record. The transcript is spliced from 81 exons. Gene Ontology annotation, cellular component: cytoplasmic microtubule; cytoplasmic dynein complex; cell cortex. Gene Ontology annotation, biological process: cytoplasmic microtubule organization; nuclear migration; retrograde axonal transport. Gene Ontology annotation, molecular function: dynein intermediate chain binding; minus-end-directed microtubule motor activity; ATP binding.